Messenger RNA from Gilbertella persicaria, 1494 nucleotides. Its product is annotated as fatty acid hydroxylase superfamily-domain-containing protein. Gene Ontology annotation, cellular component: endoplasmic reticulum. Gene Ontology annotation, biological process: lipid biosynthetic process. The transcript has 4 exons. Gene Ontology annotation, molecular function: iron ion binding; oxidoreductase activity. Lineage: Eukaryota; Fungi; Mucoromycota; Mucoromycetes; Mucorales; Choanephoraceae. The record is from RefSeq and is a predicted model, not a curated record. The coding region runs from base 1 to 1494 and encodes 497 amino acids.
AUGGAAGCCAUGAAUACUGCCUAUCCUCCUGAUAACUUAAACCCUCUUGCUCCUCCUCAAAGAGUGACCGGUUCUACAGAAACAGAACGUCAACAAGAAUUAGAAGCCGCUCCUAAGGUCGAUACCAAACCUUCUAUGUUAGAUGGAUUCAAAGAAAACUUACAUGAUAUCAAAGAAAACGUCAAAGAGACAUUCCAAAGCGAUCAUCAUCAUGGUACAGAAGUGUCGCCUAAAUCAACGAUGUUUGAUGAUUAUCAGCAAGUACCAGACUAUAUUGCUGAAUCCAUUCCAUUCUUUAUUUUGACCAUUAGUUUGGAAUUCUUGACAUUGGCCUUAAAGGAUCAAGGAAAAGGUCUUAAAAAGAUCAGAGCAUGGAACAGUAGUCAUUACUCAGUCAAUGAUACCAUUGGCAGUAUUGGUGCUAGCAUGUUGCAACAAGUAAGCAAAUUCUUCAUGUACAAUAUCUCGCUUUACUCCUAUCUUUAUGUCUAUGAUCAUUAUCGCAUCAUGGACUUGGAUCCACAUCAAUUGAGUGUAUGGCUAGCGUGUUUUUUAGUUGUAGAUCUUGGCUAUUACUGGUUUCAUCGAGCUGCUCAUGAAGUCAAUCUGUUCUGGGCUACGCAUGUUGUUCAUCACUCUUCUGAAUACUAUAAUCAAACCACUGCGCUAAGACAGAGUUUUUUUCAAGUGUAUUGUUUGUGGUUGUUUGACUUGCCUGGUGCUUUGUUUUUCCCUCCUUCGCUAUACCUUGUUCAUCGACAGUUUAACACUUUAUUUCAAUACUGGAUUCAUACACAAGUCAUAGGUCAUUUGGGUCCACUUGAAUAUAUCAUCAAUACCCCUUCAGCGCACCGUGUGCAUCAUGGCCGCAACCCAUACUGUAUCGACAAAAAUUAUGCUGACACACUGAUCAUUUGGGAUAUCUUGUUUGGUACAUUUGAACAAGAGAGAACACACGAACCUGUUGCUUACGGACUGACUCAUCCAAUCAACACCUUUGAUCCUCUUACUAUCCAAUGUCAUCAUUUUAUAUAUCUUUUCAAGCUAUGUUGGACAACACCUGGAUUCGAUAAACUCAAGGUCUUGUUCUAUGGCCCUGGAUGGUACAGAGGUGUGCCACGUACUGGUCUCAUACAAGACAUACCAUGGGUGCCUCAAGAGAUGCCACCAGAGAAAUACGAUCCCAAAGUGUCUUGGGGCAUUCAGGUCUAUGUGACACUUCAUUUUAUAGUAUUGGUCUUUGUCAACGGUCUCUUUUUAAGCUCUCAAGAACAUACUUUUUCAGCAGUAUGUAUGGUAUCCUUUUAUGUUCUGUCUACCUUGACAUGCUUUGGUUGGAUCUUUGACAGUAAACCAUGGGCUAUUCAAGCUGAAAUAGUGAGAUGUUUGAUUGUAUGUGUUUUUGUCCAAACACAAUCCAUUCCUCAUCUGUUUAUCUUUCAGUUAAUGAGUGGAUUAUGGCUACUAAGCACACAAAAGAAACAUGUUUAUUAA